Messenger RNA from Macrosiphum euphorbiae (potato aphid), 2118 nucleotides. The record is from the annotation of a GenBank genome assembly. Lineage: Eukaryota; Metazoa; Arthropoda; Insecta; Hemiptera; Aphididae.
AUGAAGGUGACGUAUUCCUGGUUAAUAUAUUCAUGUUUAUCUUUAGGAUCAGGCAUUUUGUGUGACAGAAAAGAUGAUGAUUCUUGCUCAAUAAACGACGAAGAUAAGUUUUAUUGUUCAAAUGGACUGUGUAUCAAAUCGUCGUGGGUUUGUGAUGGUCAUAAGGAUUGUUCAGAUGGUUCAGACGAGAACAAAGAGUUGUGUGCUCUAUACGGAUAUGCACCAAAUAUGCCAAUGAAUUGCGGUAGAGUUAAUAUUAAAAACCAAGUUACACUCAAAAAAUACAUAGCAAAUAUUGGAACAGCACCUUGGAAUGUUGGAAUAUAUCGAUUAAAUAAAGAAAAUUCCAAUUACGAAUUGAUUUGUGGAGGAUCAAUAAUCUCUCCAAAUUUAGUCGUUUCUGUGGCUCAUUGUUUUUGGCAAGAAGGUAUGUUAUCUAAGAAAAUAUCAAUAAACGAUGGUUUAUACAAAAUUUCUGUUGGAAAAUAUGAGAGAAAUUUUACGGUUAUUGGAAAUGACUUUACUCAAAUAAUUAAUGUGUCUAUGAUCCACCUGAAACGAGGUUAUAAUGGACCAACUAGGUUUCAUGCUGAAGAUAUAGCUAUUAUUGUGUUGCAAGACAGAGUUUCUUUUAGUAAUGGUGUUUCACCGGUUUGUGUUGAUUGGAAUGGUGAAUACAAUAUAGUCAAUGGAGAUGAAGGAAAGAUGGUUAGUUGGGGAAACAUGGGAAAAAAUAUAUCAAAUCCUGAUUUAUUUGAAAUAUCUUUAACCUACAUUGACCAUGAAACUUGUCAAAAAAUGUAUAGAAAUAGAUUUGAAACAUUUGUGACUGCUGAUAAGUUUUGUGCUGGUUCUAAACUGGGACAAGGAGUAGGUAGAAGUGGUAGCGGAGCUGGCUUAACAUUUUUACACUCUAAUUCUUAUUAUUUAACCGGCUUAGUUAGCGUCAGUGAUCCAAAUAAUUCAAUCACAGUUUUUACAGACAUUAAAUACCAUAUUCAUUGGAUUCGUGGAUUUUUCGAAGUACAUGUUGGUCAGGGUAAAGUGAAUGUAUGCGUUUUACCAACUGUCAAAGGAGUUGUAUAUUCUUAUGAAGGUUCUAAUGAUAUUUUAUCGCACGGGACUUUAAUUAGUCAUCAUCGUACUGUUAUUGAGAACUGUGAAGUUGGAUAUCACAAGGCUUAUCCUAUUAGUGUAAGGGUUUGUCUUGAAAAAGGAAAAUGGUUUUCAUUCAAAGAUAUAUUGUGUUUAGAAAUGUGCCCACCUCUAAAAUCAGAUAGUUUGGAUAUUAAAUGUAGUCAUAAUGGAGAGUAUGCUAAUUGUUCAAAUUCAUUGAUACCCAAUACAACAGCAACAAUAUCAUGUAAACCAACAUAUACUGCACCAAAUGGACAAGAUGAGAAUCCGCUUGAAUUACUUUGUCAGUCCAAUGGGACGUGGAAUAAACAACUAUAUAGAUGCAAUCCAUACUGCGGUAGAGUAUAUAUCAAAAACCAAAUACUGAUUAACAAUGGUUAUGAAGCAAAUAUUGGAACAGCACCUUGGAAUGUUGGUAUAUAUCAAUUAAUAGAACGAAAUCGCAAUCAUGAAUUAGUUUGUGGAGGAUCAAUAAUAUCUCCAAAUUUAGUCGUUUCUGUGGCUCAUAGUUUUUGGAAAAAAGGUACUUUAUCUAAAAACAUAUCAAUAAAAGACGGUCUAUACAAAAUUGCUGUUGGAAAAUAUACUAGAGAUUUUAAAGUUAUUGACAAUGAUUUUACUAAAAUAAUUAAUGUGGAAAUGAUUCACCUAAAUGAUGAUUAUUAUGGACCUUCUGGGUAUCAUGCUGCAGAUAUAGCUAUUAUUGUGUUAAAAGACAGAGUUUCCUUUAGUAAUGGUGUUGCACCUGUUUGUAUCGAUUGGAAUGGUAAAUACAAUAUAGCCAAUGGAGAUCGAGGAAAGAUCGUUGGUUGGGGAAUAACAGAAGAAAACAUUCCAAGUCCGGUUUUAUUAGAAGAAUCAUUAUCAUAUAUCGACCGAAGUUCUUGUCGGGAUAUGUAUACAAACGGAUUUGAAAAUUUUAUUACUGUUGAUAAAUUUUGUGCUGGUUCUGCAUUGGGUAAUAAAAUAUCUAAACAUUAA